Molecule: messenger RNA, 569 nt
Organism: Sorex fumeus (smoky shrew)
Lineage: Eukaryota; Metazoa; Chordata; Mammalia; Eulipotyphla; Soricidae
Gene: HSBP1
Product: heat shock factor binding protein 1
Exons: 4
Coding region: 112-342 (76 amino acids)
Biological process (GO): cellular heat acclimation
Cellular component (GO): nucleus; cytosol
Molecular function (GO): transcription corepressor activity
Source: RefSeq, a predicted model, not a curated record
GCCGCGGUCCCGUGGCCGGCUCGGGUCUCGCGAGAAGCAGUCGCUGGGGGCGUCAGCGCGGAAGUGUGGGUGACGGUCUGAGACAUCACCGCCAAGCUGGGCACCGGGGAGAUGGCCGAGACGGACCCCAAGACCGUGCAGGACCUCAGCUCGGUGGUGCAGACGCUCCUGCAGCAGAUGCAGGACAAGUUCCAGACCAUGUCGGACCAGAUCAUCGGCAGGAAUAUCGAGAUGAGCAACCGCAUCGACGACCUGGAGAAGAACAUCGCCGACCUCAUGACCCAGGCCGGGGUGGAGGAGCUGGAGGGGGAGAACAAGCUCCCGGCCACGCAGAAGAGCUGAAGCAGGUUGCUAAGUGACGUGGAAACCGGGAGCACCGUUUUCUCGAGCCCAGAGAACACCUGGCUCUGGCGGCUCACGGUGUCAGCCAGCCGGGCUGCUGUUCCGAGGCCCUUCCACGUGCUGUCUAGUUCGUUUAUAGAAUGAAUUGUCCCCCUCCAUUCCCCGUGCUAACGUCACAUCUUGGACCUUGGUCGGUUGUGCUAUUAAAUAUUAAACACUAAAAUGUU